Cladocopium goreaui is the source of this 603-nucleotide messenger RNA. NCBI's taxonomy places the organism in Eukaryota, Dinophyceae, Suessiales, Symbiodiniaceae. The record is from the annotation of a GenBank genome assembly.
AUGCACCGGGACGGGUUUGCGGUUCCCAAAAAAAUGGACCGCCCAGGUGGACAUUUGGCCCUCGGCGACUCCGAUGGAGAGCAUGACAAUCAGGAUGGAGCCAGUUCUUUCGCUCCAUUCGCCAAAGAGGUGUACGAAGGCUUGUUCGAUCGAGAGCUGAUGUUGCGCUUGGACGGAGUGGUGCUUCCAGAGGUUCCCCAGCCACCUCUUCAUCUGGAGGGUGAAGACGUAGGAUGUGCGUUGCGGCUCUGGGCUGGAGCUCACUUGAUCAAGAAGGCACAUGGCGCUUGUGAGGAUGCGUUCUUCGCGGACCCUCAUGGCAUGGGUGUGGCUGAUGGAGUCGGCUGCAUGGUGCAAUUCGCAAGCUACGGCAUCAAUGCGGCUCAAUACGCCGCCGAACUGAUGGAAUUCUCCUCCGCUGCUCUGAAGCCUGGCGGUAUUGCCAGCGAGGACAAGAUCCCAAGUGGCUCCUGGCAUGUGUCGCCAGCGGUGGCUAUGAUGUGGCCAGCCGUGCUGCCACUGCAAUGCAGCAUGGAGAAUCCCAAGCGGCUGCAUACGGAGCCUCCACGGUUGCCGUCUUAUGCCAGCAAGGUGCCCCGCUGA